AAUAAAACCGCGAUUUGAAAUAUUAUUUUUGUAUGGUUUGUUUGCGCUUAUGUACCUAUCCACAUGUGUUGAACUGAAGUCUCAUAGCUUUCAAUGUCGUUUGUAAUAUUAUUAUUAUAUAACAAUAUUCUAAAAUAAUGUCGAGAAUAAAACUUGCCUGAUCCCAUCGUUUCAUUGUAAUGUAUUGUAGUAGGCCUAGUGGCGCUGUAGACUGUAGUACGUGACUUGGUACUACUACUACCCAAACAUGAUGGGGCGACAAAAGCCUGAAAAGGUUGGUUUAAAAGUGUAUGGUCGCAAGCAGCGCGUGGACACGCGCAUUUCCUGGACAAAGGUUUCAUCUAAUGUGUUUUCCACGGACGAGUCUCCUUCGACAAGUGAAGCGUCAUCCGCUGAACAUGAUGAGCGGCUGUCUGCAAAUGAAUCCAGUGAAUUAACUAGGACCAGGGGGCCGUUUGCACCAUUAUCGGACAGCAGUAACAACAGCGAUGGUAUCUUUGGUGCCAUUCCUCGCCGUGGAACCAAUUACGCAAGAGCCAACACAAGACGAGGAAGACGCGGUGGCAACAGAAAAGAGAAUAGACCAGCUAUGCAAUUAAGAAAGCGAGAUAAAAGUGCUGACACAAAAUAUGUUAACGAAUCUUCUACGAAUCUCCAGGGUGGGAUUACCUCUAAACAUUUGCCACUACGCCCGGUUAAAGAUAAACCUAUUAUGACCGCUCUGACGCAGAUGCAACUGGGUGAGUUGAACUUUGACGAAUUUGAUGACUACAGUCUUGUGGUUACGAAUACGCCAGAGCGUAGGAAUAAAAAGCCAUCCGAAAGCACCGUUAAUACCACAGGCGAGCUAUUCAGCGUCGGGUGCUCGGAAAAUGAAGGGCAACCUGCUGCUGUCUCGUGGCUGGAUGGCAGCAGAGAACAACGUUGUCACUUUGCUGAGCAGACUCGUUCUCGGGUGGCUGCGGAGACUGACGUCAGCGACUCUAGCCUACCGCAGCGUUUCGUGCGAAAGAGCAAACGUUUACUGUGCAUGAGCAUGGGCAGCAGUGCGUCUGCAAGUCGCGGUGAACGAAUCCACACGCAGGCUAGUGGCCUCAUGGGAACCAGCACCCCGUUGCAGCACGCAGUCUUAAUGAUUCGCGGCCAACAACUGCCCGGAGUUGGUCUCAGUCCAGUUCCACUAGCCGAAGAGACGCACGCAGAAGACGAGGAAUCGGUGUGCUUUCCCGAGAGUCCAAGUCUUGUGCAUGACGUGGCAUCGCGGGAAGUAGUCGACUGCGAACCUUGCGGGCAGUGCUCGCAGAGCGGACGCGAACAGUGCGAUUGCCGUUACAAACGCGUCACGUACAGACCGGCCCCAGUGGCGCGCUCUUCGUACGGAAACUCUCAUCGCAACUUCAGCUUCGAGCAGUUGCGAUCCUCGAUACACUCGAUACAGUCCGGCACAGACCAUCUACUAGGCAGCGGGCGAGUGACGGAGCGACGCCGGCGCCCCCACGCCGGCGUCGUGCCUGCACUUCUGGUCAGUAGCAGCAUCGCCGCGGAGUCCCUGGGCGACUCUCGGCGACAGUCGCGGAGGCACGCCCGAUACCUCACCCGCAGCGCCGUGAUUCUCCAGGCGUCCACCGAGCUAUUCGACGUCAGCGUGGCGUCGCCGACGGUCGCCGAAGACGACGGAAAACUCGUGCGCGGCGCGACGGCCGGCACUGACGCGCUCGAUCGGUUGGACGCCGACGUCGCCAUCGACACUGACGACUCUCGAGCGAGCCGUGCCGAGACGGAGGAGGCGCUCACGUGCCAAUCACGCUGCAGCGCUGACGAGUUAGAGACAGAGGGCGCCAGCGAGCUCGCCGAAGACGACGGGCGGGAGGCUGACGACGGCGCCGACGACGCGAACUCGACUCGCUACAUGCUGAACACGGACGUUGAGACGGCGGUCGCCAUGAUGUCUGCGUGCUCCCUGUUCGAGUCGCCUCACCCGUCGCAGCGGUCCGGAGUUCGAGGAGCGGACGAUGUUCGGCCGAGCGACGCUGCGGACGAGAGACUUGAGGACGAGGUGGACGACGCAGGCAGCGAUGUCGGGAUGCUUUCGCGGGAUCGCUCAGUCAAUCAAUCGGGAUUCGAACGCCAAGCUCCGUGCCAGCUGUCGGCGAGAGAGAGAGUUCUUGAUGAAUGCGAACAGGAGGAUUACAUCUCCUUUUACAAAUGCUUAUCUUCCAGAAUGAUGAAAACGAGUAGAAAGAUCGGGGAGGGUGUUUACGGCGAGGUGUUCCGUGUACAAGACGCGGACAAGCACGAUGUCGCCGUGAAGAUCAUUCCCAUCGAAGGGUCCGACAUCGUUAACGACGAAGCUCAGAAAACCUUCAGUGAGAUUCUUCCAGAGAUUGUCAUCUCUAGAGAGCUGAGCAGCUUGCAGUGGGCGAAUAACAAUUGCACUCCGAAUUUCACAACUGUUCGACGUGUCAGCUGUGUUCAAGGCGCCUACCCAUCUAAACUACUACAGGAGUGGGACAGCUACAACAAGAGAAAGGGCUCUGAAAACGACAGGCCAGAUUUCUUCAGUAAGGACCAGCUCUUCAUUGUGUUUGAGUUUGAAGAUGGCGGUGAGGCUCUCGAGCGCUUCCAGUUCUCUAGCAUGCUGGAGGCAAACAGCGUUGUUCAGCAGCUCGUGUGCUCGUUGGCCACGGCCGAGGCUCAGUAUGAGUUUGAGCACCGUGACCUGCACUGGGGCAACGUGCUCGUCAAGCGCACCGAGAAGCGCCACCUACGCUACGUGAUCGGCAGCAGCGAAGUGGUGCUGCCCUCUCACGGUGUCCAGAUCUGCAUCAUCGACUUCACUCUCUCCCGCAUUAAGAAGAAUGGAUGUGUAAUAUACGUUGAUCUUGCCUUAGACCCCACAAUAUUCACUGGAGAAGGCGACUACCAAUUUUCCAUUUAUCGUCGUAUGAAAGAGAAAAAUGAGAACAACUGGGAGAUGCACUGUCCAUUUACGAAUGUUCUGUGGCUUCACUACAUCAUGGAUAAGCUGCUAUUUGAGACCAACUACCAUCAGCAUGAUCCGGAGACGAGGGUGGCAUUGCGCACAUUCAGGGAUGCCUACAAGGAACUCCUCAACCAUAUCUCGGCAGACGACGUGUACAAAAAUAGCAUCUUAUUCAACACUUAGGCAAUUGCGUAUAGAAAGAGAGAGAGAGAGAGUACCGCUCUACUGAAGCGGGUGUGCGUUCUGCCUAGACGACUUGAUCGUCUAUAUUGCUUGGCAAUUACGUUAGGUUGGGCAGAGGACUGGACAAUGCCGUGGCAGUAUCAUGUUGGCACACCGUUAGAAAUAUACUACAAUGUUCUCUUUUAAUUCAUCUUAUUCAUAAAUGUUUAAAUUGUUAUUUUGAUUUCGUGGAUGCAAAGCCAUGUAGCAGUCAUAGACCUGAUGAUGCUUUUAAGUUAUUUUUUUUAUAAUUACGCGUAUUACUCACUAUGAACCUUUCUUGUUGCUAUUACUUGAUGUUUUUGUGCCGUGGUAUGACCAUGAAAUGCAAUUUUGUCUAUUAUGCAAUGAGCAACUGUCCAGUGCACUUUUCUCGCUCAGUAAGAGUGUUGAUGUUUGAUUUCUAUACUUGUAAUGAAAGACUACAUUCCUUUGGCUUAUGAAAAAUGUACCUGUGUUGAAUGGGAACGACCAGUUUUGCUGUUAAAGUUACAAAUUAGCUGUCCCUUUCAAAAUGACAGAUCUUAAAUCACAUGUGCUUUUAUUGAUACUUUUAUUUUACUUCUUUUAAUAACUUUAAGCGUGCGGACACUGUGUUGUUUUCCAAUUGCAUGUUUGACUUCGUGUUAAGGUUUUGUAUAUGAAUGUAGUGUAAAUAAUAAUUAAACCAUUGUAAUGGCAAUAACCACUUAUAGUAUAAUAAACAGUGAGCUGUGUUUGCCACAAAUGACA
Priapulus caudatus is the source of this 3937-nucleotide messenger RNA. RefSeq lists its product as uncharacterized. Gene Ontology annotation, molecular function: ATP binding; histone H3T3 kinase activity. Gene Ontology annotation, biological process: mitotic cell cycle; protein phosphorylation; intracellular signal transduction. The record is from RefSeq and is a predicted model, not a curated record. The transcript has 9 exons. Bases 248 to 3166 code for a protein of 972 amino acids. Lineage: Eukaryota; Metazoa; Priapulida; Priapulimorpha; Priapulimorphida; Priapulidae. Gene Ontology annotation, cellular component: cytoplasm; nucleus.